Harmonia axyridis is the source of this 7374-nucleotide messenger RNA. RefSeq names its product DNA N6-methyl adenine demethylase (gene Tet). Gene Ontology annotation, biological process: oxidative demethylation; positive regulation of transcription by RNA polymerase II. The transcript is spliced from 9 exons. The record is from RefSeq and is a predicted model, not a curated record. Gene Ontology annotation, cellular component: nucleus. Gene Ontology annotation, molecular function: zinc ion binding; DNA 5-methylcytosine dioxygenase activity; DNA binding. NCBI's taxonomy places the organism in Eukaryota, Metazoa, Arthropoda, Insecta, Coleoptera, Coccinellidae. Bases 349 to 5223 code for a protein of 1624 amino acids.
ACCGAAUCCCAAAGCUCAGGACACACUGUGCGUCAGUUGUAUUUUCAUAUUGUGCGUGCUAGGUGGUGUGUGUGUGUUCGGAUAUUUUUAAUUUAUACAUGGUAUUAUUUUUAUAGAGCAAAUCAUGUACAUUUGAGAACAUUAUUUUUAUACAAAGACAAAACAGACAGUACAAAUACCGGUGAAGUACAAAUCAACCAGGUAACUCCGAACUAAUCUCAGCGAAAUUCAGGAUAAAGAAAAAAAUGACAAUAACAAUAAUCUAGUCCGUAUAUUCUAAAGAAAUAAAACGCCAGUCUCAAGGGAGAAUCUCCUUGUCCAUCGCAACAACCAAAACAUGCCGACAAUAUGAGCGAAACUCUCAGUCAAGACCAGGAGGGUCUCUCUUCCGGAUACACGACUCUGACGUCGUCCUACCCGCCGACUCCCGCCACGCCGAACUCAACGGUCCAAGAUGCGCCCCCUGGGUCCAACCUUCCGCCCUUCUCCACCUUCUCAGCAGACAUGGACUCCAACGGGGGCUUCACAACAAGCUCCGACCGACUCUUCAGCGAUGCCCGUCUCUUAGACAUAUCCAAUUGGGAUUACUAUACGGAGACGAGGAUCCUAGAUCGCGGAGAGAAUGGCCUUUCCAUCAUCUCCUCCCAACCACAGUACAGGCCAUGGGAGUCGAAACCAGUAGAUUCCACUUCAGCCUUUGCUCCCACAACUCAGGUAAACUCACUAGCCGAUGCCUUCGCUCAGCAGAACGGCGCCUCGAAGCUUCCAUCAUUUCAGUCACAAUUUCAGGCUUUUAACGACCCCGCUACUACCAGUGAACCAACCUUAACAACUCUUACUAAUCUCACUCCAGUAUCACCGAACUCUAGUCCCGGUAACCAUAGUUUAACCACCUUGAACUCUAACUUUCACACGUUAAGUGCAGUUAACCCCAGGAGCUACCCUCUGGUGCCUGCGCCUAUCCAAGCCAGGGAGAUCCCGUCGAUUCAGCAGCAGUUCCUGGACGAGAGGCACAUUCAGCUCUACUCCCACCCAACCACCAACCUCACUACCCUUAACACCAGCAUCUUUCCAUCCCAGAACGGAGCUCUCAUCCAGAACAACCAGCUGAUAUCCUCUCCAACCGUGGUGACAGUGUUCAAGCCUUCGGAUGCCGACAUGAAACUGGCUUCUCUGCAGGAUCAGGGUCUGAAGCUGCAGAAUGUCACGCUACAUCCCACGCAAUUCCAGAAUCCGGUGCCUAAUAUCGACAACGGUCUAUACAGUAGUCUGGAUAAGAAGAACGGUGGCAUGGUGAUGAACUCUCCGACCAGAAACGAUUUCCGCAAGAAGGAGCGGAGAAAAAUACGGGCGUCGAGUCUGGAAAGCUCGACGGAAAGCGACGGAGCCUCGAGCAAUAUGGACAUCGGGUCUGAGAAUUCGGGUCAGGUGGCCGCGAUAUCGAGCACCGCGGGUUUCAAGAACCUCCAUUUGCCGGACAAUUCGAGUGUGGACGAUAUCAGUGGCGGCGGGGUGGACAAACAGGUGAAAAAGAAACGAAAACGGUGCGGGGAAUGCAUCGGGUGCCAGAGGAAGGACAAUUGUGGGGACUGCGCGCCUUGCCGAAACGACAAGAGCCACCAGAUCUGCAAGCAGAGGAGAUGCGAGAAGUUGACGGAGAAAAAGAAUCUUUACGGAGAAGGUGGUUUCCUCAGAGGAGAGUCUAGGAGGGGACGGGGAAAGGGACGAGGUGCAGGGAGCUACCGAGGAAGAAAAGCCGGUGGUCCAGUGUCGGCUCUAUCUUCAGGGGCUGUUAUUCAGUCAGAACCAAACGGUGGAGUGAUGCAGAACUCUCAGACCUCACGACCUAGUCCUCAGCCAGCACAAGCGGUCCAUAUGCUCAAGCCAGAUCAGACGAUGCCAUCCGUGCAGCAGCAACCAAUGACUCCUAUGCCUUUCUAUGCAGAUCCUAAUAGGUUUGCUACUCCUGUCUGGCAAACCGACCCCACUCAAGCUUGGACUCAAGGUCAAUUCAUCCAGCAAAUUCCUGCGGCAACUCACACACCGAUCGAAGGCUAUCAACAGUAUUCCAACGGCAUUUACCAAACUUCUUACCAGCAGCCAGCAUUCGAAACUAACACCUUCUACACCGGAGCUGUACAAGUACUGACAAAUCCACGUCCUCCAAGCAAUCCGAACCAUACUGUGCAGCCUCUGGCUCGACCUAACUCUAAUUACUCUCACCAUACGCCAAGUCCAGUUCCUCAACAACCUCCAACACCUCAGAACUCAAACCAAAGAACACAGUAUCAGGAGUAUACGAUACAAAACCAGAAUUACAUUCCUCCCUCCACUACUCCUACUGGAAAUGUGGAUAGCUCCCAACAGGGGAACUUAUCGAGGCCUAGCUCAGUCAACAGUGCUGUUAGUAUCCCCACCUCGAAUCAAAAUUACAGUAAUCAACAGGGUGGCACGGUCUACACCACGGUGAGCAACGAUACAUUCAGUCCCAACGCCAACUCUUCGUUUCCUAACUCAAAUUCGGGAAACGACAAGCCUGGAUAUCCACAGGUGAACAGCAAUCCGCAGCUAGUUUCACACAACUCUAGUGGGUAUCCAGGCAGUGCUAUGUUUAGCGGGGAAAGUAUGGAUCAGCAAAUGUGGCAACAGUCCAAUGCCAAUAGCAAUCAAGUCUGGGAACCCGGACAAUCGAACGAUAGUGCCAAAGAUAAACAACCAAACUACAACCACGAACAAAUCCAUAAGACUGAAGUUCUGUACAAUCACCAUGUUCAGAACAACUCUCACCUUCAUCAAGAACAAGAAACCAAUCUUCCAUCAGACCGUGUCAACAUAAAUACGAAAAUAAAAACGAUGAUAUUGAAUAAGCAGAAUUCAGAGGCAGAGAUCAACGAGAAGAAAAAUGAAAACCACAAUAACGGUCAUUUUUUAUGGUAUAGCCACCAACGUUACUUCCUGAAUAAAAGUAACGCUGGUGGCUUAAAUAAAUCGGAUAACACCAUCAAAGAUGAGGCGAAGAAGACGAUUUCUCUAAACAUAUUCAAAUCUUUGGCAAAUAAACAGGAGGGUAGUCAGUCACUAAUAAUCAACGACAUACUAAAGCAGAAAGAUGGGUUCGGCAACAAGCUGCAGAAGAUUUACAAGCAUUCCAUCAUUCAAAAUGGAGAUAAGAUGAAGAUGAAGACAGAAAACGAGCCUACUCCUUGUCAGUGUCUUUUACCAAACCAAAGUAUUCCUGAGCCUGGAAUUUUUUACACACAUCUGGGUUGUGCAGACAACUUGCGGAACCUGAGGAAGGAUUUCGAAUGCAAAACUGGCGUUAGUGGAAAAGCAAUCAGAAUUGAAAAGGUUCGUUAUACUGGAAAGGAAGGAAAAACAAACCAAGGAUGUCCUAUUGCUAAAUGGAUCCUUCGACGUUCUGGCCAGGACGAGAAAUACUUGGUGAUAGUCAAGCAUCGGCAAGGACAUUUUUGUCGUUCUGCCUUCAUCAUCAUCUGCAUAGUCGUAUGGGAAGCAGUUUCAAGAAAUGCAUCCGACGACCUUUAUAGCCUUCUUACUGACAAACUAAACAAAUUUGGCUUACCGACCAAACGCCGAUGUGGUAUCAACGAUCCCAGGACAUGUGCUUGCCAGGGUACGAACCCUGAUUCCUGUGGGGCAAGCUUCUCCUUCGGUUGCUCCUGGAGCAUGUACUACAACGGCUGCAAGUUCACAAGGUCGAAAUUCGUUCGGAAAUUCCGUCUCAACGUACAGGCAGAAGAGGAACUACUGGAGGAGAAACUUCAGAAGCUUGCUAGUCAUAUAACACCAAUUUACAAGAACUUGGCACCAUCUUCUUUCCAAAACCAGACGCAAUACGAAGACAUCGCUGCUGAUUGCCGUUUGGGUCUGACCAAAGGUCGGCCCUUCUCAGGAGUUACAGCCUGUUUGGACUUUUGCGCUCACGCUCACAAAGAUUCCCAAAACAUGAAUAACGGAUGUACGGCAGUUGUGACCUUGACCAAAAAUAGAAGCUCGCAAAAACCAUUGGAUGAGCAACUUCACGUAUUACCAAUGUACGUAAUCGAUAGCAGCGACGAAUUUGGUUCUGCGGAAAACCAACGCAAUAAAGUAGCGCUUGGGAGUAUUGAGAUCCUACAGAAGUAUAGUUCUGAAAUAAGACUGCUGAGUGCUCCACUAGAGCCUUGUAAAAGAAAAAAUAAACGUAAAUCCGACGAGGGCUCUUCCAAAAAGAACAAUAAUGCUUUAAAGCACAAAGAGCCUCAAUUAAAGCAGGAGGGAAUUGCCAAUGGACAAAAACCUAAUGAACAAGGUACCCUUCCGAGUUUCAGUGUUCUAAACGCUGAAUAUAACCGCAAUCUGAACGGUAACCGCAUCGCUACAAACAAUGAAAUACCUCAAUAUCAAAGAAAUCCAUCUGGAUCUCCUGAUCCAAUGGGACCAAAAUAUUUGAACAGCUAUAGUACUACCUCAUUCUAUCCCAAAUACUGGCACGAUAAAACUGCCGGUUUUCAUAACAAUCAACCGUUUUAUUCUAGUGGUAUUCAUCGUUCUUAUAACUCGAAUAAUUGUACUCAAAAUAAUCCAUAUCAAAAUACUUUUUUUAAUCCAUAUGGUUCCCAACAAAAUAAACAUUCUAGUCGUAAUUCAAAUUUUUUGCCAUAUGGUGUAGAUGAUCUAACUUACACUGGUCAAAAUUAUUCGGCCGGUUUUUCAAAUUUACCAUGUUACAAGGUCAACAACCCUUUCGAUGACUUUCAAGGUCACGAGGAUGCGAGAAUAUUCGAAGGUAGCACAAGUGUCCAAUCAUCGUUACAAUUCCAAAAGUUGUAUACUGAUAAUUUAGAAUGUUUCCGUGACUCUGAGGUUGGUGGCGUUGCUAUAGCUUUAGAACAUGGAAGUCUUCUUUUUGAAUGUGCAAAACACGAACUGCAUGCCACCACAGCUCUGAAAGAGCCUAAUAGGCUUUCACCCACUCGAAUAUCACUAGUUUUUUACCAGCAUAGAAACUUGAACAAGUACAAACAUGGAUUGGAUGAGUAUUGUGGAAAGAUGAAGGCCAAGAAAGAGGAAAAUGAAGGCGUAAAAAUGGAGCCUUUGAUUAUGAAACCCGCUAAGGAUAUUUUAGUUAGGGCUUACUCAUUGCCUACAUUUUCUUGGACGACCCUUUUCCCAAUGCACCCUUGCAUUACUACAGGGCCUUAUCAAAUAAUUAAAGAUUGAAAACAGAAAUUUCAUUCACGUGAAUUUUCCUUGAAUUCCGAAAUAUCUAAAAGAUAUGGGUUGUUGUGAAUAAUAUAGUAGUGAUUACCCUCUUUGUCAUAGAUUCACAAUUUCUUCUUCUGAGAUUAGUAUUCUAACCUCCAACUCCUGAUUUAAAAAAUCUGUGUGUAAGAAUUCAUGUAUUAUUAGUGCCUCUAUGAUCUCAGUAUAUAGAAAAAAUUCUUUUUGUAAAAUCGAGUACAAAAUAGAAUUCCAUUCUGCAUGAUGAAAUACACAAGAAAGGAAUAUUUAACUAAAAAACAAACCAAAUGAGUUCUUUGCCAGUCAUAGUAUUAGUGGUAUAUAAUAUUAUAUAAGAUCUUGAUUGUAAAGUUUGUAAUGUUUUUAUUAUAUCUGUUGAAUUUGUGUACUGCCAUAAUUAUUCGAAUAGUUGAACGUUUUCUAUUUUUGUAUUUUGCUGAUCAAUGAAAGUAUUUGAAGCUCAGAAGCCGAUUUGUUUUCGGAUUUGGGCAGUGGUUAUAUCCUAUGUUUAAGGGCAUCUCAAAAUUUGCCCAAUGAUCAUUUAUUGAUAAAUAUGAGUGCCUACGGUCCGAAUUUCGCUCAGUCUUUAAUUCUUGGGUUUUCAUUCAUUUUCAAUUGACAAAAUUACCAUCGAAGAUCCAUUCGAAGAAUUUCCAUUUUGUCAUGAUGGAGGUUGGUGAUACAGCUAUAUAAUGAUUUAUUAUUUGACAUUCAAAUUCUAGAUAUUAUUUCUCUCCGAGAAAACUAUUUAUUUAUUAAUUUAUUAAUAUGUAUAUAAUUUUACAUUUAUGGGACAUCAAAUUGUAUGACUCGUUUUCAAUAUACUGGUCGGUAAUUGUUAUUUUUAAUUUUCUAUUUUAUUGAUAUUCACGUCCAAGCCUUGAGCUGCUUUUGUAUUAUUUUUGGAAAUUAGUUGACUAGUUGCUGCUUUCAUAUAAAGGAAAAAUAUUAAUUUCAACUUCCCGAUAUCGAAUCAGUUGAUUUUUAUGACAUUGAUAUACAAUUUUUAAUUUCUGUAUUUCACACGAAUAUAUCUAGUCAAAUAAUUUCUGUUCGAAAAUGUGCAAAUCAUAAGGUAUAUAUUUGGUGAAUUUAGGUAUUUUAUAUACAUGUUUGCCUUUAAAGUACCUACAAAAUGGCUUCACUUCGAAGAAUAUAUUUUUAGUAUUGAGAACCCGGUAAUAUACAACAUUUUUGGAUUUUUAUAACAAGAACUUUGUACUCGAUCAAAAAAUUUUUUCGCUGAAUAAUUUUUGUUACAGAUAAUAUUUGAAUUAUAAUUCAAGUUUAAUAAAGGAUACAUACUUUGGGCUUUAUCUUCGUCAAAAUAUCAAGAGUCAAAGUGAAUAAGUGUGAAAUUUGAAAAUAUUGAUAUUAUCAGUUUCGAUCGACAGAGAUGUAUUUUAAAAAUAUCUGUGUUUAUCAGUAGAGUGGCCAAGUGUCUAAGAAAUAUAUUUUUUACAGAAAAGAAAUAUAUAUUGUUCUUACCAUUGCCUAAAAUAAUUAUUGUAUAGUGUUAGUCAGAAAAUUGAACUUGAAAUUCAAGUUUGAAUUAUAAGUAUGUUAAAAUCAAUAUUGCGAUGCCAAAUAUUUAAACGUUGAAAAUACUUUCUUAUGUAUUUAAAACGAUUCUUCCAGGUUUUGAAAAAAUAGUCAAUUUCCCAGUUUUCUGUAAUAUUUUGUUCUCACCUAAUUUAUUUAUUUAUUUAUUUUUUAAUUGUUGUACUUUAUUUUUCAUGACGUAUUUUCAUCGAAACCCUCAUCAUUUCGUUGGGACUCAUGAAAAAUAAAUUAUAAUUACCGAUAUUUUAUAAACUGUACAGUUAGUUAUAAAUCCUUAAUCUUUUUUUGUGAAUAAUUAGAAUUGAGAAGCAAUCUGUAGUGUAAAUAAGAAAUGAGUGAAUAUCUACAUAAUUAUGGAAUUUUGAACAUUGUUGUCUUAAAAUUUAAUAUUUUCAUGUCAAAAGCAAUAUUUUUCUGACUUCAUAUCAUUGGAAAUGCAUGUGGGUAUCCACUCAAAAGGCACCGAUUUUUGAAAACAAUUAAUUAAGUGUAGAAGAUAGAAUUUUGGUUCAAGACUAUAAAGAAUAUUCUGUGUAACGUCUUGUGAAUACAUUUAUAUAAUAUCUA